AUGGGUGUCCCGGCGCUGUUCCGGUGGCUCACCAAGAAGUAUCCCAAGAUCAUCAGUCCCGUGAUUGAGGAGCAACCGUACGAGAUUGAUGGCGUGGUUUACCCUGUUGACACGACUAAGCCGAAUCCUAACGGCGAGGAGAUGCACAAUCUCUACCUUGAUUUCAAUGGAAUUGUCCAUCCUUGCUCACAUCCCGAGAACAAACCUCCUCCGGCGAACGAGGCGGAAAUGAUGAUGGAGAUCUUCAAGUAUACUGAACGUGUUGUGAACAUGGUGCGACCACGGAGACUGCUUAUGAUUGCAAUCGAUGGUGUUGCUCCCCGCGCCAAAAUGAACCAGCAGCGCGCUCGACGUUUCAGGGCGGCGAGAGACGCAAAAGAGGCGGAUGAACAGAAGGCCGAGUUUCAAACACUUCUACGUCAACAACAAAGAGAUAGGGAUGAGGACGACGAUGAAGCUUCCACAGUGGAAGAAGUAAUCAAGAAAACCUGGGAUAGUAAUGUCAUCACACCUGGCACGCCAUUCAUGUUCAUCCUUGCUCAGUCUAUCCGAUAUUGGGUCCAAUGGAAACUCAACACUGAUCCGGCCUGGGCUGAGUUGAAAGUCAUCAUCUCCGAUGCCAGCGUCCCAGGUGAAGGUGAGCAUAAGAUCAUGCAGUUCAUUCGUUCUCAACGAUCCGACCCUGAAUAUGACCCCAACACGAGACAUGUGAUGUAUGGCCUUGAUGCAGACUUGAUCAUGCUGGGUAUCGCGACCCACGAGCCGCAUUUUCGUGUCCUGCGAGAAGACGUCUUCCUCCGAGACGCCAAAGCCAAAACCUGCAAGCUCUGCGGACAACAAGGGCACUAUGCAGAAAACUGCAGAGGCAACGCCAAGGCAAAGUCGGGAGAGUUCGACGAAAAGGGAACCACCGAAGAGCUGAAGCCUUUUGUUUGGUUGAAUGUGCCCAUCCUCCGUGAGUACCUCGGGGCAGAAAUGCUCGUGCCAGGUCAACCGUUUCGUUUCGAUCUUGAGCGUGCCCUUGAUGAUUGGGUCUUUAUGUGUUUCUUCGUCGGCAAUGAUUUUCUGCCCCAUCUCCCCAGUCUCGACAUCCACGAAGAUGGUAUCGACAAGCUCAUUGCCAUUUGGCGAGACAACCUCCCUCUCAUGGGCGGCUAUGUGACGUGUGAUGGCAAUGUCGAACUGGCCCGUGCCCAAAUCAUCCUACAGGGGCUCGCCAAACAAGAGGAUGCCAUCUUCAAGCGCCGAAAGGAAGUCUCGGACCGAAGAGAGCGGAACGAGCGUCGCCGAGAGCAAGAGAAGGAAGCUCGAGAGGCCGCCCGUAACCCCAAGCGGCGCCGUAGCUCUCCGGACUAUAACAGAGGCGCUCGUGCGGAUGCUCGUGCGCCGACAGGGCCAGUCGAGACGUUUGAAGCAACCGACUACCCUACACUGGACUACAACGCCAUUGUCAACAGGGGGACGGUGGACAAAGCCGCGGCCUCGAACAAAAGCGCCGCCGCCGUCUUGAAAGAGCAAAUGCUCGCAAAGAGGGCGGCCGCUGCCGAAACUCCAACCAAGAAUGGCGUCAACGGCGUCAACGGGAGCCCUAGUGGUGAGGGAGGUACGCCUGCUUCGGCAUUGGGCAAACGCAAGGCCGGCUUGAUGGAAGCGGAAGAAUCCUCUGACGCCGGAACGCCUGGACGACACACCCCUGUGGCGAAACCUGAGACCAAUGGCCAGGCCGGUGAUCCGGACCUGGACACGGUUCGUCUGUGGGAACCUGGGUACGCCGACCGUUACUACGAACAAAAGUUCCACGUUGCUCCGAACGACAUUGAAUUCCGCCACAAAGUUGCGCGCGCAUACGUAGAAGGGCUCAGCUGGGUUUUGCUCUACUAUUUCCAAGGCUGUCCCUCCUGGACCUGGUACUAUCCUUACCACUAUGCGCCGUUCGCGGCCGACUUUGUCGACAUUGACAAGAUGACGAUCAAGUUUGACAAGGGCACGCCGUUCCGACCGUACGAACAACUGAUGGGGGUGUUGCCGGCGGCGUCGAACCAUGCGAUCCCGCCCGCGUUCCAUCCGCUUAUGACCGAUGAGGACUCGGAGAUUGUCGACUUUUAUCCGGAAGACUUUGAGCUCGAUGCCAACGGCAAAAAGCAGUCGUGGAAGGCGGUGGUCCUGCUCCCUUUCAUUGACGAGAAGCGCCUCCUGUCGGCGAUGCACACCAAAUACCAUCUGUUGAACGAUGACGAGCGAGCCAGGAAUGAAGUUGGGAAAGAUGCACUGAUCAUUUCCGACCAGAACCCCUUGUACGACGAGCUGGCGAUGCAGUUUUACUCCAAGAAAGCCAAGAAUGGCAAAGAUUCCGUCAAGUUGUCCAUGCGGAAAGGCCGACUUGCCGGGACGGUGAGCAAGAACGCCGAUUUCCUGCCUCACAUGGACCUGGUUGGACCCGAGGAGGAGAUCAAAUUGGAACCGGUCGUGGACGACGACCGAUCGCUGAGUGUCCACUUCACGAUGCCGCCUCCGACCCACGUGCACAAGUCCAUGUUGUUUCCGGGCGUCGUGCUGCCGCCCGCCGUCUUGGACAAGGGUGAUUUGGCCCUUCUCCGGUCCAAGGCAAGGAACUCGGGCCGAGACUUUGGCGGCGCCCCGCUCUACGACAACACUCGACGCGACCCUCACGACCAGCAGAACCGAGGGGGCCGUAUCAACUAUGCGGCCAAUCGGCCACCUUUGGACCCUGGGGCACCUGGCACGUCGAACAACAAUCCAUUUGCGGCCUUCCUGGAUCCACGGUUCGCGGCAAAUAUGCCUCCACCGGGUCGUGGACCGCCGCCGCCUCAAGCGCAGGGAUAUGGAGGGUCGAACGGCUAUGAUCGGAACCAGGCGCCCAGCAAUGGGUAUGGAGGGUAUGGUGGCGGACAGGGGAAUCACUACAACUACCAAGGACAAGGACAAGGACAGGGUCAGGGUCAGGGCCAGGGUUACUAUGGCAAUCAAGGCCAGAAUCAGUAUUAUGGCAGGAACGGAGAACAGCCGCAAUAUGGUGGCCGGAGUGUGAGCGACAGCUCGUAUCAAUACGCAGGUCAAGGUCAGGGCUACCCCCCUAGAAACGACCGUCGUGGCAAUCAUGGUGGAGGCUACAAUCAGGGUGGUGGUGGUUAUGGACGACGAUGA
Capronia epimyces CBS 606.96 is the source of this 3165-nucleotide messenger RNA. Its product is annotated as protein Xni. The record is from RefSeq and is a predicted model, not a curated record. Gene Ontology annotation, molecular function: 5'-3' RNA exonuclease activity; zinc ion binding; RNA binding. Gene Ontology annotation, biological process: nuclear-transcribed mRNA catabolic process. Bases 1 to 3165 code for a protein of 1054 amino acids. NCBI's taxonomy places the organism in Eukaryota, Fungi, Ascomycota, Eurotiomycetes, Chaetothyriales, Herpotrichiellaceae. Gene Ontology annotation, cellular component: nucleus. The transcript has 2 exons.